AUGUCACCUUUCCGUCUUGUCUAUGGGAAAGCAUGUCAUCUAUCGAUUGAGCUUGAGCAUAAAGCUUAUUGGGCAAUCAAGAUGCUCAAUAUGGAUGAGGAGCUUAUGGCUAAAGAGAAGUUCCUUCAAAUUCAAGAAUUGGAGGAGAUGAGACUUGAUGCAUUUGAGAACUCAAUGAUCUAUAAGGAAAAGACAAAGCUUAUCUAUGAUCAAAUGGUUCUUAGAAAGGAAUUCCAUAUUGGUGAUCUAGUUCUCUUGUACCAAACUAGAUUUAUUCAUAAGAUUGCUAAACUCAAGUCUAAAUGGGAAGGUCUUUUCCUUGCAACUAAAGUUUUUCCAUUUGGAGUGCUUCAACUUCUUCAUGAGCCAUCAUCAUCCACUUUGCAAGUCAAUGGACAUCUUUGCAAGCUCUUCAAGAAAAGGCAAUGA
Molecule: messenger RNA, 429 nt
Organism: Prosopis cineraria
Lineage: Eukaryota; Viridiplantae; Streptophyta; Magnoliopsida; Fabales; Fabaceae
Exons: 1
Coding region: 1-429 (142 amino acids)
Source: RefSeq, a predicted model, not a curated record